AGGAAAGUCCACCGCACCAUUCCUCAUUUCCGUUGGUUUCACGCUAUCAUUCUCUCCCCUCCCUUUCUACACACACCACAUUUACCACUGCUUCUAUCUUCGCUUCUCCAGCGCAACCAUGUCGUGGCAAUCAUACAUAGACGACCACUUGAUGGCCGAUAUCGACGGCUGCCACCUCACCGCCUCCGCCAUCGUUGGCCACGACGGCAGCGUCUGGGCCCAGAGCAACAACUUCCCACAGUUCAAGCCUGAGGAGGUAACAGCUAUCAUGAAUGACUUUGAUAAUCCCGGUUCGUUGGCUCCCACUGGAUUGUACAUUGGGGGAACUAAAUACAUGGUGAUUCAAGGUGAGCCCAAUGCCGUCAUCCGAGGGAAGAAGGGAUCUGGUGGUGCCACCAUCAAAAAGACCACUCUGGCCUUGAUCAUCGGAAUCUAUGACGAGCCAAUGACUCCGGGACAGUGCAACAUGGUUGUUGAGAAGAUCGGUGACUAUCUCAUUGAACAGGGCCUUUAAUUGUUCGGUAAGUAGUUCACCUCUGCCAUUGUUUCCUUUUUUACUCGAGUGUAACUUUGGCAUUAACCUUGGACUUGUUUCGUACUUUUGAAAUGCUUUUUCAGCGCAGCAUUGUCGUGGUUUAUACGGUAUUCUGAAGUUGUGGGUAUUGUUGGUUGUGACAGAAAUGAGUUUGGUGUUUCAGAAAUGAUAGAUGGUAUCUCUGCCUAAAUUCAAACAGGGUUUGUCUUUGCAUUUUCUGGUUAUGAUAACUGCUAUGAUUCCAUGCGAGUAAAUUAUGUAUUUUUGGUUGGUUCUUCCAAUGGAUGUUCAAAUUUUUAUAGACAUCUUUGCAAAUACAGAGUUGGGUUUCAUAUACA
This is a messenger RNA of Salvia miltiorrhiza (redroot sage), 873 nucleotides long. Its product is annotated as profilin-3-like. The transcript is spliced from 3 exons. Gene Ontology annotation, molecular function: actin monomer binding. The record is from RefSeq and is a predicted model, not a curated record. Bases 119 to 514 code for a protein of 131 amino acids. Gene Ontology annotation, cellular component: cell cortex. NCBI's taxonomy places the organism in Eukaryota, Viridiplantae, Streptophyta, Magnoliopsida, Lamiales, Lamiaceae.